CUACACAAAAGUUGCGUAGAUCGGGGGCGCACGGCAGCGGCGUUCAAGCACAGAUUUGUCUUGGAGAUCCUCUCGGAGGAGGCAUACGUGGUCAUAUAGUGCCCAAACCUAUGCUCAUUGCAUAUUUAACGUAAUGGAAUAGUUGACAGGGUCUCAGGCGCGCGGGCACAGGGAAAAUGAAGAGAGGGGUUGACGAAGGCGACCUGAAUGUGGCUAAGCGGGUCAAGAUAUUUGGAGGCCUGCUUGAGUCGGCCGCGGAGGGGCGUAUGAAGCAGCUUCUGGCGCCACUGCUCGCUGCGGGAGUACUUGAGGAGGGAGGCUCGGCGGGGGCCCAGCGGCAGGGCGCUCCGACAUUGCCGACGCUGCUGCGUGCCGACUGCAGCUGCUGUGCCUUCCACCGAAGCCUGCGUGAGCAUGAUACUGCCCCCUCCGAGGAUGUGCGCCAGAUGGUGUCGCCCUGGGCCUGGUCGGGUGUGAAGAAGCUGCUGGCGGCCCGCGGCGCACUGCACAGCCUCACCGCAACAGCCAGCAGCGAUGGAGCCAGACUGCUGCUGAGAGGGAUGCUGUAUGUACCGCCACAACUGGCGGCGGAGGGAGUGGAGGUGUGCUCAUGCAACGGCACGCCCAAUGCGGCACGGGUGGCGGCGGCCGUAGCGGCGGCGCCCGGCGCGGGUAGGGCAGCCGCCGCACGCGGGGGUGGCGGCCGGGGCCGGGAGGGCGGCGGGGCAGGCGGAGCAGCCGCUGCCGCCUCUGGGGCCACUGCUCGUGCUCGCGCCGGAGGCUCGGAGCAGGAGGGCGGCGGCACAGGCACAGGCACGGGCACGGGCGCCGACGGGCCUGGCGCUGGCUCCGGCCUUGGCGCUGGUGCUGGCUGCUCCCCGGGAAGUCCGCUGCAGGCGCUGCCUGGCACGUGUGGCCCGCCUGAGCGAUACACGCACUGUGUGGAGGUUCUGCUGCGGGCCGACGACCUGGGUCUGGUGGCGGCGUCCAGCAGCUGCUGCGGCACUGGCUACGACGCCCUGCAGAGCCAGCUGUGUCCGGGCGUGGCGGCCGUGAUGCUGGCGGCGCGGCUGGGGCGCGGCCAGGCCGUGGCAUGUGAUGCGGAUGUGCGGCAGUUGGCGGCGGCGGCGCUGGCGGCGGCGACUGGGGACAAGGCGACGGCGACUGGCAGCGCCGACCAGGCCGCGGCAGCUGCUGGUGGGGGUGCUCCUGACCACAGCGGUGUGGGGGCCACUGCUGAUGGCGGAGUGGAGCGGCUGGCCGGGCUGGGCCUGUUUGGCGAGACGGCGGCGGCGGCGGCGGCUGGUGGCGGCGGCAGGUCUCCGGCCUUGGCCCGGCUGCUGGUGGCGGCUGGCGGCGGCGCUGUGGCUGUAGGUCCGGGCCAUGUGGACCUGCCUCCCGGCCUGCCCCCGGGUGUGCUGCCGGGGCCCGGCCUGAUGCUGGACCUGCAGCCGCAGCUGGACAGCCCCAGGACGGUGCCGGAGCUGCUGCGGCCCUACCUCAUCCCCUGCGACCCCCCGCAGCCGCCCGCAGCCGCCGCCGCGGGCCCCUCCACCUCCACUGCCCCCAGCGCGCCUCCUCCUCCGCCGUCCCCUCCCGUGCCUCCGCCCCACAUCCCCGUCAUGCCCAACCCGGAGCCGGGCGCCGCGGGUCUGCGGCCGGGCAUGCGGGCGGCCGCGCUGUACGGCGGCGCGCCGCUGCACCUGCCGCACGGGGCCGGCACCUCCAUGCCCAGUGCGAGGGCGAGGUCGCUGUUCGCGGGCUGGUACCGGGAGGGGGCGCCCAUGGCAUUUUGCACAGACAGGUACCGGGAGACGUACCGCAUGCUGCUGCCGCCGGAUGAGGACGCCGGCAAUGCGGCCGCCGGCGCUAAUGCGGCGGGAGACGCCCAGGCUGCAGCCAAUGCCGCCAUGGCAAUGGGCGCGCCUCAGCGCUACGCCGCAGACGUGGCUGCGAUACUGGGAGGCGGGGGCGGCGGCGGCGGCGGGCAGGGUGCCGCUGCUACCGCUGCUGCUGCUGCUGCUGCCGCUGCCGCCGCCGCCGCUGUGGGUGCGGGCGUGCGGCUGCCGCGCCCUGCCGGCUGGAGCUGGGGCGCGGGCGGGUCGCUGCUGCUGAGUCUGGACCAGAACGCUGACACCGCCAACCGCUAUGUCGCUGGGCGGGUGGCGGAGCGGCCGGCGGGGUGGGAGGCACGCAUGGGGCUCCUCAUGUCGCGGGCGGCGUUCCAGAUGGACACGGACUUGAAGGCGCACUCCGCGGGCACCGAGCCCGCCGACGUUUGGCCUGCGCUGUGCCUGGCGGCGUUUGAUGAGGCGGCCUGCCCCCCCGGCUGGGCGCCCGGCUGCAACGGCCCCGCCGGCGCGGUGUGCUGCUUGCUGCGGGCGCUGUGGCUGGUGCUGCACGUGUGGGAGCUGGACUCGGCCAUGGCCAAGAAGGCCAAGGUGGUGCUGCAGGCUCUUUGCAAGCUGCUGCUGUGCUGCUCGCUGCCCGCCUACCUGACCGCCUCGGCCGCCCGCCUGCUGGGCGCCUGGAGGCUCAGGCUGGGCGAGGCGGCGGCGCUGGGGCGGCGGCCGGCGUACGGCGGCGCGGGCGGCAGCGCGGAGGCGGCGGUGGGCGACCUCAUGGCGCGGAUGUACACGGCCCACGUGCUGGCCCGUGACGGCUGGUCCGCACCCCACGUGCGGGCAGCCAUGGGUCUGGCCGCCACCGGCCCCGCAGCCGGCCCCGACGCGCCGCCCGCACCCGGCUGCUCGCUGCUGCCCUCCUGGGCCGGCUACCGGCCUGCACACGCCGCCGUCGCACGCCAGCUGCAGCAAAUGCAGCAGCGGAUGCUGGAAGGUAACGGCGGAGGCGGAGGUGGGUCUACUGCAGCUGCGGCGGCCGCUGCUGCCGCUGCGGCUGCUGCUGCAGCUGCCGCCUACGCAGAGGCGGCUGCCACCGGCGGCGGUGCGGCGGGCAACAGCAUUGCCGUGCCGCCGCCCCUGCCGUGUGUGCCAUACUCGCCUCCGCCGCUGCAGGGUGUGGUUGUCACUGGGGCCAGUGGGCUGCAGGAGGUCACGGAGCGACUGUUCUGGCUGGGCGCGGCGGCGGCGGCAGGGGCAGGGGCUGGGGCAGGGGCAGGGGCGGGCACUGCGGCCGCUGGCACGCCGGGUGCUGUGGCAGCAGGCGCAGGGGCCGCGCCGGGUGCGGAGGGUGCUGCCGCCCCGGCCUCGGGUCUGGACGCUCCUUAUGUGUCUCUGGCUGCGGCCGCUGGCGACUGGAACAAGGCCAUCAAAAUGCUGCUGAGGAGGGGCGCCAAGCCCGACGUGGAGCGCGCCUGCCGGCUGGCGGUGGAGCGGGUGUCCUCCGCCGCAGCCAAGGCGCAGCAGGCGUGCUUCCUGCUGCAGCAGGUGAUCAGCCCUGACACAGCAGCUGCGCACCACGCCGCAGCAGCAGGCAGAGCGCCACCCGCGCCGAUGCCGGACGCAGUCGCUGCGGGGGGCACUGGCGCCGCCGCAGCAGGGUCUGCGGGUGGCGGCGAGGGCGCUGCCGGUGCGGGUGCCGGCGCAGGAGUGGAUGCGCUGGUGGUGGUGGUAGGCUGCCAGCUGCCGCCCACCUUCGUGGCGGGCUGCGCGGCGCGUAUGGCGCUGUCGGCGGUGCGGGCGGCGCUGGCCAUACGCACAGGCCCGCUGCCUGGCGGCGCCCUGGGCCGGCCCGUGCUUGACGAGGCGGCGGCGCUGGAGCUGGCGCACCUGCGGCACAGCGCCGACCACCGCGUGGAGCCGCCCUCGCCCGCAGCGCACCUGGCGGCGGCGGUGAACGCGGGGGGCGUGUCGCUGGCGGUGGCGGGUGUGGGCGGCGGCGUGCGGCCCAACCCCUACACGGCCCUGCUGCGCUGCAUCAUUCGGCUGGUGGCGGAGCACAACGUGCGCGAGUGGCAAGCCGAGCUGGCCUCACUGAGGGACUGCGGACUGCUACCGCCCGCCGAGGACCCCGAGGCAGCCGAAGCAGCGGCGGCGGCGGCGGCAGCGGCUGCUGCUGGGGGGAGCGGUGAGGGGGCUGAAGGCGGCCGUUCCGGUGCGGGUGCGGUUUCUGACCUGUCCAACAUCCUGCCGGCGGCGGAUGAGUGCGGCUGCGAGACUUGCCGCCGCGAGCGCCUGGGUCGCAUGGCCGCGCUGGACAUCAAGCCCGGCGACAUCACAUUCGCCCGCCUGACUGCCGCAGCCGGCUGCCUGGCCACUGACCCGGCCGCCCGCGCCGCCUUCGCCCGCGUCAUACCCCUGGUGCCGCCGCCAUGGGCGCCCAAGCCACUGCCCGCGCCGCCGCCGUCACCAGCAGCAGCAGCAAUACCAGCGGCAGCAACAGCCGGCGGCAGUCGGCCUGAGGAGUCAGGCGGCGGUGAGGCGUCAGGCGGCGCUGCUCCCAUGGACACUGGCGCGGACCCACCCGCAGACGCAGGCGCGGCCGCUAACCCGCCGCCGCCGCUGCCUUGCCCUCAGCUGCGUCGGCCUGUGCCGUCUCUGUCAGCGGCUGUGGUCCGCUCCGUGUUCAGCCCCAUGCUGGCGGCGCUGGCGGGCGGCGGCGGCAGUGGCAAUGCUGGGGGCGGCGGCGCGGGCGCAGGUCUGAAGGAGCGGCUGUUGCGUCCUGCCGAGUGCCUGGGUCUGCUGGGCAGUGUGGAGGAGAGCCUGGCGGGGCUGUGCGACGACUGCAUGCCGGAGCGGGUGCAGCUGCAGGCUGUGUUGGAGGCAGUGGCCACGGCUCUGUGCUGCCUGGUGACUGCGCACCACUCCGCCGGCGCCUCCCCCGGGGGCCUGGGCCGUGUGGUGACGGAGCUGCUGGGUGCGGGGCAGUGCGCGCUGGCGGGGCAGGUGGCGGACGUCAUGAUGGCGGUGGAGCGCACGCCCGACUCCCUGGCCCACUGGCUGGAGGUGGCGGUGGCGGGCGGGCCCCAGGCGCAGGCGGCGGCGGCCCGGCAGCUCAUGGCGGCGGCCAGCGGACUGGCGGAGGCGGCGGCAGGAGCAGGGGAGGCGGCGGCGAGCGGCAAGCAGCGGCGGCCCAGGCACCACUCCUCCCUCCUGGAGUCCAUGCUGCGGCGUGUGCUGCCGGCCAGCUACAUGCCGCCGCCGCGAAUGCGCCCGGCACAGCGCCGCGCUCUCGAACGAAGAAACGCGCGGCGCCGCGCCGGGGCAGGGGCGGGUGCGCUGCCACCGCGUCGCGCCUUUGACUGGGACGGCGGCCGCAUAGGCGGCGGCGACGGGCGGCGGCGCGGCUACCGGCCGGAUCGUGUGUAUCUGGGCCUGGACGACUCGGACGAGGAGGACUAUCUAGAAAUGUACUCGGACGGCAUGGAUGACCCGUACGGCGACUUCGAGGACCUGUACGGCGACCCGUACGACAGGGCGGCGCGGGCGGCACACGGCCGGUACGUUGAUCCGUACGACGAUGACGACCCGUACGGCGAGGACUACCCGUACAGCGACAUGGACGACGGGCAGUCGGACGGUGAGCUGCUGAGUGAGGAGCUGGACCAGGUCAUGGCGGCGGCGGCGGCGAGGGCGCCGGGGUCGGGGGCGGUCGGCAGGCCGGCGCCGGGAUACGAGUCGGAGGGGCUGGAGGAGGAGGAGGAUGAGGAAGACGGCGAUGAGGAGGAGGGUUCCUCGGAGGAGGACGAGGUCAUUGAGCUGGACGAGGACGGCGAGCCGGCGAGCACGGGGCGGCGGCGGCGGCGGCCUGGUGCCGACGGCGGCAGCUCCGAUGCCGAGCUGGUCGGUGACAGCGGCUCAGACGACGACGACGGCGGCGGCGGCGGCGGGUCGGAGGGCGGCGAGGGGGUCGAUGUGGAGCAGGAGACCGAGCUGCAGAUAGCGGUGCAGAUGGCGCAGGAGGUGGUGGAGUCGUUCAUCAGUGACAUGGGCAUGUCGCCCGCCGGCCCUAUGGCUGAGGACCUGCGCGCAGUGCUGCGGGCCGCGCACAGGCGCCUCAGCAGGACACUGCGCGGAGGAGGCACCCGAGGCAAGCAGUCGCGGCGCAGGGGACAGCGCCGGGCAGGGGCCGAGCUGGUGGACCUCACGGCGGACGACGACGACGGAGCCGGAGCCGGGGCCAAGCGCCGGCGCGGCGGUGCCGGCAGCGGGCGCGGGAAAAGCAGUGCGGGUGGCAGUGCAGGUGCGGGUGGACCCGAGCCCGACCCUGAGGCCCCCCACAGCGACAUCGACACGGAGGACCUCAUGGCGGGCAGGGCAGGAGGGGGCCGGGGGCGGGGCGGGGCAGGCGGGGAGCGGGGGGAGCGGGAGGCCGGUGAUGCGGCGGCGGAGGACGAUGCCGCCGGGCCGCGGGUCCCAGGAGGUGCUGACGCCAUGGAUGUGGACGCGGCGGCGGCCCGCGCGGGCGGCAAGGCGGGCGGCAGCAGCGGCGUCUCGCCAGGCACGACACCCGGGAAUCAGGCGGCAGGCGCGAGUGCGGCGGCUGCGGCGGCGACUGAGGGCGCCGGCGAGCGCGAGCGGCCCAAGAGGCGGCAACGCGGGGCUGCGGCUGGCGGCACUGGCAGCUCUGGGGCAGGUGGCAGCGCCGGUGGCGGCGGCGCGGCAUCGGGCCGACCCCAGCGCAGCCGCCGCCGGCGCAGCGAGGGAGUCGCCGGGGCUGAGGCAGGCGGGGCCGGGCCCAGCGGCCAGGCCGGUCCCUCGGGUGCGGGCGGGUCCGGCCCGGGCGCUUCGUCCGGCCGCGGCGCUGGUGGUGGCGGUCGCGGUGGUGGUGAGGGCGGCAGCGGCUCCGGCGGCCGCACCCUGCAUGAGCUGGCGGUGGCGCUGGUGUCCACGCCGCCCGCCGCGCUGAGGAGGCGGCUCAUGACCCUGCGCAGCCCCAUGGCGGGCGGCGGCGGCCGGGCGGAGGAUGCCGGCGAGUGCGCCUUUGCACUGGCGCAGUACAUCCGGGGCCGUGGCGCCGGUCCCGAGCUGGUGGCCCCCCUACUGGCCGCCUCGCUCACCUGCCUGGACUCGCUCAGCGACACGCCGCAGGCAGCUGCGGCAGCAGCAGCCCGGGGGGGCGCACCGCCCGGAGCAGCCAACGGCACCGGCGCUGCCGCCGCCUCAGGCAGUGGCAGUGGCGGUGGCGGCGCCCUGCUGGACAGCCUCCUCAACGACAUGGCCGCACAGCCCUACGCCCCGCCACGGCCCGGAGCCCUGGCGGCGAUGGCGGCGGCUGGCGGCGGCGCGGACGUGGGAGGUGGCGGCGGCGGCGGUGGGCGUGAUCGCGACCCGGUGCUCAAAGGACUGCCGGCCGCCAGCUGGCCGGGCUUCAUGGCCAGCCGCAACCUCAGGUACGCUGCUGUCCGCGACCCCAGCGGCACCGGGCCGCUGCAGGAGGUGUUGGCGGACAUGGACGGCCGCGACGUGCGGGUCAUGGCGGCCUGGGUGGACGCAGCGUACUCACAGGAGGAGGAGCGCGAGGAGGGGCGCAUGGUGACAGGGGGCGCGGCGGCGCACGAGGCACGUGGCCGCAAGAUGAAUGCCGUGGAGUUCCUGGAGCUCCAGGAGCAGCAGGCGGCGGCAGGCGCCACCGGGGCAGCGCAGGCGGCCGCCGCGGGCUCCGCCGCCCUGGCCUCCGCCACCGCGGGUUCUGGCCGGCGGCGUGUGCUGGCGGCUCUGGCUCUGGCGGCCAGCGGGCGGUACGGCCCGCCCCUGGCGCACCUGGGACUGCUGCUGGCGCGGGCGGGGCUGCGGCAGGCGGCGGUGGCGGUGGCGGCUCGCUCGCUGGUGCCUGUGGGCGCGCGCUACCAGUCCUUCAUCGCGCACGUGGCCACUGCCAGCCCGCAGCCCUGGGUGGCGCAGGCCUGGUACGCAGCCGCUCUGGAGGAGCUGGCGCCUGUGUUUGUGGAGGUGCUGCAGCAGGUCACAGUGCGGGACCAGGCGGACGCGGAGGCGGCAGCAGCAGAGAGGGUGGCGGUGGAGAAGGGCAAGCGCGCGCCCGCGCCGCCGCCGCCCGCCCGCACCCGCGAUGAGGUGGAGGCGGCGGAGGCGGCGGAGGCGGAGGCGGAGGGCCGCGGCGUGGGCGAGUGGCGUGUGCCGCGGCUGCAGUCUGGCGAGGUGUGCGCGGCUGUGUCCCACCUGGCGGUGAGCCUGCUGCUGCUGGGCCGCGAGCUGCCGCGCUGCCUGCUGGGCUGCGGCGCGGCGGCCACUGCGGUCAUGGGGCUGCUGGGGAGGCUGGCGGCGCGCUGCGGCGUGAGGCAUGAGCAACUCUUCGAGUCGGUCAGCGCCGGCGGUGUUGCAGCGGGGGCGGCGGCGGGCAUGCCGGCGCCCCAGCAGAUUGGCCCUGGCCCCGUGGGUGGCAGCCCGGCCGUGCGCGAGUGGGUGGUGGCGGCCAUGCGGGAGUGCCUGCUGCGGCCACUGCGGGGCGCCCCCGGGCAGGUACAGCAGGCGUUCGUGACGGCGGUGGCUGCGCAGCCCGACAGCGAGCUAGACUUCAAGAUGAAGAUCCCGCUGUUGGAGUGGGCCCGCGGCGCCCGGGUGCCGGUGGCCACCAUUUUCGACGCCGCCAGCCGCGCCGUAGCAUCCGCCACAGCCGCGCUGGAUGCGGAGGCGGAGGCGGAGCGGGCCACACACGCUGCGGCGCUGGCGGCCCUGGCGGAGAUGGGCCGGGGGCUGGACAUGAGGGCGGCGGCCGAGCUGCGGGGGCCGUCGGGCCCGAACACCUCCUUGUCCUUCCAGACGGCUGCGGCGAUAGCUGCGGGCGAGCGCGCGCUGCUGCUUGGGCUGAGCAGCAGCGCGGACUGCGGCCCUGUGCGCCAGGAGCUGGAGGCGGCGGCGCGGCUGCUGGGGGCGCUGGACACGGCGGCGGCAGGGGCUGGAGGAGCAGCAGCAGGCGGCAGGGGCGGUGGCGGCAAGGGCGGCCCGGCUGCUGGUGCCGCUCCCGCUGAGGGCAAGUUGGACUCCCUGAUGGCGGCCUGGAUGCAGGACAAGCGCACCCUGCCCAGUGCUGCGGCGCGGGGCCUGCUCACACGCGGCAGCGCCCCGCCCGGCUCCACUUCUGCGGCCCCAGCCGCCGCCUCCUCCUCCUCCGCCUCCAGCCGCGCCUGGGUGUGGCACGUGCUCAAGUGGGUGGGCGAACGGCUGGUGGAGGAGAUGGAGGCGGAGCAGCAGACCAGGGCCGCAGAGGAGGAGACGGAGGGGCGCCCGUCGCCAACACUGCCUGCCGCCGCUGCGGCUGCGGCUGCGACUGCUGCUGCCGGCAGGGGCCGCAGCCGCGGUCGGCGCGGGGGCGGCUCGGCGGCCUCCAGUCGGGACGUAUCGCCCACAGCGCGGACCCGGGGCGGCGCCGCGGCCUCUCCCACACCGCCCCAGCCGGAUGCGGGAGGUGCGGGCGUCAGUGCUCCCCGGCGUCUCCUUGAGGCUCUGGUUGAGCGCACGGGCGGCUUCAGGGGUCCUGAGCUGCUGCCGCUGGCCGCCACACUGCUGGAGGUGGUGGCCAGGGACGGCCCCGGCUCGCCCUUCCUGGCCUCCGCCCGCGCGCUGCUGGGCCGCAGUGUGCUGCCGCAGGCGGGCCGGGCGGCGGCACUGGCGGGCAAUGCCGCCUGGCGCAGUGCAGACUACCGGGCAGUGCUCAGGCGAAUCCUGGAGCGAUGGGAGUCAGACCGCGCCGCCGCAGCGCCGCCGCCGCCUGCAGCAGCCCCGGCCGCAGCGCCUGAGCCCGCGCCCGCGCCACCGCCCUCUGGCCGGCCCAAGCGCGGGUCCAAGGCUGCUGCUGCGGCCACGACUGCUGCGGCUGCUGCUGCGGCGGCGACUGCCGCUGCCGCUCCUGGUCCUGCCGCUCCUGGUCCUGCCGCCACCUCCUCCAGUGCGCAGUGGCCGGCCAUCACGGACGAGUUGGCAGAGCUGGUGGCACUGAGCCUGGCUCUGUCUGAGGGCUCCCUGGAGGCGCUGUCAGCCGCCAGCCGCGUGUUCACUGUCACACGUCCACCCGCACCUGCAGCCACAGCCACCGCCGCACCCGAGGCCAGCUCGGCCGCGGCGUCCGGCUGGGUGCUGCAGACACUGCUGGUGCCGCAGCCCGUGUCGGAGGGGGAGUCGGGCGGGGCGGGUGACCCCAUGGUCGUGGACAGCGACACGGACGACGACAGGGCCGAAGGCCAGGCAGGCAGCAGCAGGGCCGGAGCAGCUGGGCCGGCGGCAGCAGCGGCAUCCGCGGGCCCGUCAGCGGCCGCCGCCUCCCCAGCGGCGGCCGCCGCCUCCCUGACCGCUGUUGCUGGCGCUGCUGCGCCGGCCGUCGGACGUGGUCGUGGCCGUGGCAGUGGCGCAGCGGCAGCUGCUGCAGCGGCCGCCGCCGCAGCAGCAGCUGCUGCUGCAGCCUACAGGUACCCGGUGGCUCCGGAGCUCUCUGUGGUGGAUGAGGACUGGGAGGACCGGGGGCAGCCCAGUGACGCCGUCAUGCCCUUCAGCCCGGGGCCCGCGCCUACGGGGCCCAGCGCCGCGGGGCCCAGCAAGGGACCCGCCCCCUCCGCUGCCGCCUCUGCUACCACGCGGCAGCGCUGGGCCCUGCGGCCGCUGCAGCUGCACAGCGCUGUGAUGCCGCUGCUUCAGGGCGGCGUGAUGGAGCUGCCGGCAGGGGAUGUGCGCGCCGCCGCCGUGCUGCGUUUCCUGCAGGUGCAGGCGGCGCCGCCGCAGCAGGCAGUGGCCACGGCGCUGGCGCCGCUGGGACGGACCGCGGCGCUGCCCAACAACGGCGGCGGCCCCUCGCCAGCUGCCCCUGCUGCUACAGCUUCAGGGCUAGUGGCAGCGAUGGCUGCCAGCGGCGAGCCGAGCUACAGCCCUCGCUACUGCUGCGCGGUGUGGCGGCUGGUGCUGCAGCUGAUGCGGCGGGACGGGGCGCUGCUGGCGCGGUGGCGGGUGCCGCAGGCGGCGGUGGCGGCGGGCGCGGCGGCGGCGGUGGGCGGCUCCAGUCUGCAGGAGGUGCACCAGGGCAUGCAGAUCGGCACACGCGCCCUGGCCCCCGGCACCUCCGCCGCGCGCACCCUGACUUGGCAGCGGCGCAUGGACGCCCCGGCAGUGGCCGCCGCCACCGCCCUGCAGCCGCCGCACGUGCGCACCGCCGUGGCGCUGCUGCGGGUGUGGUGCGGCUCGCGCUGGUUGCUGGGCUCAUGCAGGCCGCCGCCACAGCAGCAGCAGCAUCAGCAGCAGCAGCAGCAGCCACCCGGUGCUGCAGGGGCCGCUGCUGGCGGGGCUGCUGGCGGGGCUGCUGGGGGUGCUGCUGCGGGCGGCGGCGGUCCGGACGUGCCUGCUGAUCAGAAGGAGCCGACGGUGGCCCUGCUGGUGGACGACCUGCAGCGGCUGCACGGCCUGGACGCCAACCUGGCGCUGGACUGCGUGCAGGACAACACCGCACGAUACCCGCCACACCCUCAGCUGGCGGCAGCUGCGGCGGCGGUGGCUGCCAGCACCUCUGCGGCUCCGGGUGCCGCGGGUGGUGGCGCAGGCGGUGCUGGUGCCGCAGGAGCUCGGGUGCCGCUGGACGACGCGGCGCUGGGGGCUGCGGUGCUGGCGGCCAUGGGCAUGGCGGGGGCGGGGGCGGGCGCCGCGGGGGCAGCCGUGCAUCGGGCGGCCCUGGCGCACAUGCCUCGGGCCUCGCUGGAAGCGCUGGCCAGGAGGUACGGAGUGCCGCUGGAGCAGCCCCCGCAGCAGCAGGGGGCGGCCGCGGCAGCAGGCUUCGGCGCCAACGGGGCUGCGGCCCAGGACGGCCGGGCUGCCCCGCCUGCGCUUUUUACCCUGGGUAGCUGCUCUGCGCUGCUGGCUGGCGAGGAGGCGGCCGCGCUCAACAAGCUGGACGGCUUCGUGGCGGCACUGGCGGAGCACAGCCGGGCGGCGGCAGGGGGAGGAGGGGGAGCGGCAGGGGCCGGCGGGGCGAACAGCGGCGGCGGUGGUGGUGGUGGUGGUGGUGACGCUGCAGGCAUGAAGCGGCUGCUGGCGGUGCUGCAGCCGCGGCUGCCCGUCAUGAACGACAAGGUGCUGCGCUGGCUACACAAGAACAGGGGAGCAGUCACCAAGGAGGCGCUGACCGCCAAGCUGGUCCGUGACUUCAACGUGCCGGAGCUGGACCGCCUGCGGGCCGCGCACCUGCCCUGGACCCCCGCGCCCGGCGGCACCAAGGCCACCCGGGCGGCGGAGCUGGCGGACUGGAUCAGCGAGCACGCCGCCGAGUACCUGGAGCAGCAGGGGGCACAGUUCGAGCGGCGGAGGCAGAGAUACGGCAUGUUCGGGUUCUGAGCGCCCAGCGGCACAGCGUGUGUACUGGAUGCGGGGCGGUGGAGGAAUGCUGUUGGGCUGUGGGGUGGUACCAUGCCGCGCGUGCUGCUCGACUAGCUCGUAACGUUCGAACCCCAGGGCUGAGGGAUGGUGAUGGGCUUAGGUGCUGUGUGCAAUGAAUGAGCGGAGACGCUGUGGCUGUGAUAUGUGUUUAAACCGCCGCAUGGAAGGCCCAGUUUAAUCACGGCCGCUGGCCGCCGUACGCUAUUCAGGCGGGGCUCGGCGGGGUGCAGGGGCAACCGACAUUUCACGGCUUUCGGGCUACUACGCAAGCGGCGUGACUUUUAUACAUAUGUUGUAAAUUGCAUAUAUA
Chlamydomonas reinhardtii is the source of this 12582-nucleotide messenger RNA. RefSeq lists its product as uncharacterized. The transcript is spliced from 33 exons. The record is from RefSeq and is a predicted model, not a curated record. Bases 177 to 12230 code for a protein of 4017 amino acids. Lineage: Eukaryota; Viridiplantae; Chlorophyta; Chlorophyceae; Chlamydomonadales; Chlamydomonadaceae.